Molecule: messenger RNA, 1866 nt
Organism: Heterocephalus glaber (naked mole-rat)
Lineage: Eukaryota; Metazoa; Chordata; Mammalia; Rodentia; Bathyergidae
Product: cytochrome P450 2D6-like
Biological process (GO): xenobiotic metabolic process; arachidonate metabolic process
Cellular component (GO): intracellular membrane-bounded organelle; cytoplasm
Molecular function (GO): oxidoreductase activity, acting on paired donors, with incorporation or reduction of molecular oxygen, reduced flavin or flavoprotein as one donor, and incorporation of one atom of oxygen; heme binding; iron ion binding
Source: RefSeq, a predicted model, not a curated record
CAGACAGGAGCAGGUGUCUGCAGUGAUCAGGACUUUCAGGGUGUGCAGAGGAGUCCCGUGGUCUCCAUGGGGCUGCUGAGCGGGGAUGCACUGUUGCCUGUGGCUGUGGCUGUAGCCGUCUUCCUGCUCCUGGUGGACCUGAUGCACCGGCGCCAACGCUGGGCUGCUCGCUACCCGCCAGGCCCCAUGCCAGUGCCCGGGCUGGGCAACCUGCUGCAGCUGGACUUCCAGGACCUGCCAUACUCCUUCUACAAGUUGCGGAACCGCUUCGGGGACGUGUUCAGCCUCCAGCUGGCCUGGACUCCAGUGGUUGUUGUCAGUGGGCCAGCGGCUGUGCGGGAGGCCCUGGUGAAACACAGCGAGGACACCGCAGACAGGCCCCCGAUGCCCACCCAUGAACGCUUAGGCUUUAGACCACACACCCAAGGGAUAGCCCUGGCGCACUACGGACCCGCCUGGCGUGAGCAGCGCCGCUUCUCCGUGUCCACCUUGCGCAACUUCGGCCUGGGCAAGAAAUCGCUGGAGCAGUGGGUGACUGAGGAGGCCGCCUGCCUCUGUGCCGCCUUUGCCAAACAGGACGGCCAUGCUUUUAGCCCCAACACUCUGCUGAACAAAGCAGUGUGCAACGUGAUCUCCUCCCUCGUCUAUGGGCGCCGCUUCGAGUAUGAUGACCCGCUCUUGGUCAGGACCCUGGACCUGCUGGAGGCACUUCUGGAAGAGGAGUCUGGCUUGGUGACUCAGGUCCUGAACGUGUUCCCUUGGCUGCUGUACAUCCCGGGGUUAGUUGAGAAGAUUUUUUCUGGACACAUGGCAUUGAGUGUCCUCCUGGGUACACUGAUAACCGAGCACAGGACGACCUGGGAUCCGGCACAGCCACCCCGAGACCUGACGGAUGCCUUCCUGGCCGAGAUAGAGAAGGCCAAGGGGAACCCUGCGAGCAGCUUCAACGAUGAGAACCUGUGCUGUGUGGCAUCUGACCUGUUUGCUGCGGGGACGGUGACAACGUCCCGCACACUGUCCUGGGCCCUGCUCCUCAUGGUCCUGCACCCGGAUGUGCAGCGCCGAGUCCACCAGGAGAUCGAUGAAGUGAUCGGGCAGGGGCGGCGCCCAGAGAUGGGGGACCAGGCCCGCCUGCCCUUCACCAACGCCGUGAUUCACGAGGUGCAGCGCUUUCGGCACAUCGGCCCGUUGGGUACACCCCACAUGACGAUCCGAGACAUUGAGGUGCAGGGCUUCCUCAUCCCCAAGGGGACCACGCUCAUCACCAACCUGUCUUCUGUGCUGAAUGAUGAGGCCAUCUGGGAGAAGCCCUACUGCUUCCACCCUGGACACUUCCUGGACGCCCAGGGCAACUUCAUGAAGCACGAGGGCUUCAUUCCAUUCUCAGCAGGGCAUCGCGCCUGCCUCGGGGAGCCCUUGGCCCGCAUGGAGCUCUUCCUCUUCUUCACCAGCCUACUGCAGCACUUCAGCUUCUCGGUGCCCGAGGGACAGGCACAGCCCAGCGACUGUGGUGUCUUUGGAAUUCUGUUGACCCCACGCCCGUACCAACUCUGUGCUGUGUCCCGCUAAAGGGACAUCCCACACAACCAGGCAGGACCUUGUAGCACUAAUCCAGGUUCAGAUGGCCUGGGUGCUCCCUGAGCUCCUUAAGUAGCAGCCAUGCUGGGGAAGGAGGGCCCCAGGCCUACCUUGGGGAUGAGGAAGCCUUGUACUUGAGUGUCACGGGAAGUCAGGGGGGUGUACAUUGAUAAGGGGCAUCCGUCACCAGCAUCCACUCCCAGAUCUCUUCAUCUGCACCAAGCACCCAACCUGGCCCCUGCUGGAAACCUACAUGCACAAUAAACUAGGCUUGUGUCCACCGCUUGA